Molecule: messenger RNA, 2682 nt
Organism: Capsicum annuum
Lineage: Eukaryota; Viridiplantae; Streptophyta; Magnoliopsida; Solanales; Solanaceae
Product: aladin
Exons: 2
Coding region: 1198-2520 (440 amino acids)
Biological process (GO): nucleocytoplasmic transport
Cellular component (GO): nuclear pore
Molecular function (GO): protein binding
Source: RefSeq, a predicted model, not a curated record
CAAGCAAUUACCGGUAUUUUUCUCACUUUGUCUUUUUUCAGAUUCCCUCUUUUCUUCUUCUCCACUCCUUACCCAUUUCUAAAUCUAUCUCCUUCUUCUAUUGCAGAUCUCAGAUUCCAUAAUGGCUAUCUAGUUAAAUCUAGUUUUCAAUUUCAUUUAGUUUUUUAUUCCUGUAUUUUCGAAUUUCAUUUCAGUUAUAUGAUAAAAUAAAAAAUUAUCCCAAAACAAACUGUUUCCUUCUUAUUUUGUUACUGUUUAAUCAAAUUAGAAGGCUCAAUUCUGACAAAAUCGGAUGUCGAUCAAUACCGCGGGAGGGUACUAUGAUACGGCCAUAUCAGAUGCACUUUUUUGGUUUUAUAAUUCAAUAGAAUCUAUUACUAAAUUACUUUCUCAGUCUUAUUUUAUUUUAUGUGUUGUCAUUAUUUUUUGAUCCAUUCCAAAAAUAAUAUCACUUUUUUUAUUUGAUAACUAUUUAAAGUUAUAAUUUUUACUUUUAUCAUUAUUGAUUCCACUUCUAAUAUUUUACUUAAUUAAAAAUAAUAAUAAUAUAUUUUUUAAUAGAGGAUACUUUGAUAAAAAUUACAAGUCUUCCUAUUUGUUAAAAUUUUCAUCAAAUCAAGACACAUUUUUGUUUGGGACUUUGGAUUAAAAAGGACUCCCAAGUUGCACAAUUGAGUGGGAGUCCUUUAAGUUUUUUAAUUAAGUGGGAGUGAUAAUUUUUUUUCUUUUUUAAAAGUUUUUUCAACCCAAUAACUUGUUUCAGUUGUUCGACAAUUUUGAUAAUUAUUUAAUAGCUGUGCUUGUUCCACAACUGUGUGAAGUCGUUCAAAUAACUAGUGUAGUUGUCUAACAACUAUCUCAGUCGUUCAAAAAGAGGUAGUUUAUUUUUAAUAAAUUUAUGGAACCCACUUGUCCCGUGUUCUUAAUUGGAACUUGGGCAUCUUUUGACUCAUUUUUCUCUUUUUGUUUCACGACCUUCAUUACCGCAGAGAUAAAACCCUAGCUGUAUGUCUUGUAACCAGUCACAACAUUUUUGGUUUGCUAUAAGUCCUAAAAAAGUUAUGGUAUUUGGGUAAUGUUGGAUUGCACUUCUUCUGGGUCGCAUUUGCUGCUUCAAGAGCCAGGUGAAGUGCUGGCAGGAAUCAACACAACACAGAAACCAUAAAUCCCUCUAUAUCUCUCGCUCACUUGAAAAAAAUGCCGUCAUUUCCUCGACCAGGUGCAGUUACCAUCUGCGAAAUCAAUCGAGACCUCAUUACUGCAAAUGAACUCUCUGAUGAUGCAGCUAAGGAAACCUAUGGCAAGGUUCUUGGAAUUUUAUUCAGUCCAGUUCUUUUUCAAUCAGAAAAUUUGUUGACUGCACUGAGCUCUGAACAAGGUGCCAACCAGAGGAAUAGUGGCCUACUUUCGGCAGCAUUGCAGGCAGUCUCUACUGGUUCGUUGAGGCACCUUUUUCGCCCCAUUGAUGUAAAAUUGUCACAAGAUUUUGAUUUCCAUAUCCUUGAUUGGCACCAGCACAAGCAUAUAUUAGCCUUUAUUUCAGGGCCACAUCAGGUGACAGUUCGUGAUUAUGAAGAUUCUGAAGGAGAGAGCCCUUGCAUUUUGAUCAAUGAAUCCCAAAAAGAUGUUAGAAGUCUAUCAUGGCGGCCAAAUGGUGGGAGAGCACUUGCUGUGGCCUGCAAGGGUGGCAUUUGCAUUUGGGCUGCUUCAUAUCCAGGCAAUACAGCUUUGGUGAGGUCAGGUGUCACAUUGGGUACUCUCUCUAGAGGGUCAGGAACUAAAUGGAUUCUUAUAGACUUCCUUGUAAGUCCUGAAUAUGAACAACAUACAACACUUUCCUGGAGCCCAAAUGGAAAGUAUUUGGCAUCAGCUUCAUUUGUGAGCUCUUCAUUCAUCAUUUGGGAUGUUGCUCAAGGAAUGGGAACACCUAUUCGACGUGGCUUAGGGGGCAUAUCUUUACUGAGAUGGUCCCCUUCAGGAGACUAUUUCUUCUCUGCAAAAUUUGAUGGGACAUUCUAUCUCUGGGAGACUAAUACAUGGACAUCAGAACCAUGGUCCUCAACUAAUGGUUUUGUCAUGGGAGCAGCUUGGGAUCCUGACGGUAGUAGAAUAGUCGUUGCUUUCUCUGAAUCUUUAACCUUGGGUUCCAUUCACUUUGCAACCAGGCCACCAUCUCUAGAUGCACAUCUUAUACCCGUUGAGUUGCCAGAGAUUCAGUCCUUGACUGGCAGCCGAGGAAUAGAUAAGAUAGCAUGGGAUGCGUCAGGAGAGCGUCUAGCGUUGUCUUAUAGAGAUGGGGAUGACUUGUACAGGGGUCUCAUAGCAAUAUAUGAUGUUCGAAGAAGUCCACUGAUUUCAGCAUCUUUGGUUGGGUUCAUUAGGGGUCCUGGAGAUGACGUCAAACCAAUAGCCUUUUCAUUUCAUGACAAGUUUAAGCAGGGACCAUUGCUUUCUGUGUGUUGGAGCAGUGGAUUUUGCUGCACCUAUCCCCUUAUAUUUCGCUCACAUGUUCUUCCAUAAUCAUGAUAUAGCAGAAGUUCUACAAUCAACUGUGACAUUAGAAAAACAAUUUCAUCCAAGAUUGAAGAAUCUGAUUUCAUUAUUCAAGCUCCUUUUCUGUCAUUUGGAGAUUGCAGGGCAGUGCAUUUGGCAAUUUAAUCUUUAUUAACUCUUUUUAUGUUC